UUAUUUUGGACUAAUUGAAAUACUAAAAAAGGAAAUGUUAAAAGUCCAAUUGUUUAAGUCACAUAUUGGUAUAUAAUAAAUUUUUUAAGAAAUAUUCCUGUAUAUAUAGUGACAUCUACAAAUUUAUUAGAAGAAGUGUCAGGAACUGCGAAUCAUUGAGGACAAAAUGUAACACUUCAGGUGUAAAAUUAUAUCAAUAAAUAUUGGUAAUUAAUAUACUUAAGGAGUAAAUAAUUCAAUAUUGCGAUAUUAGCGCCUUUGAUUUUCUGUAUUAUCGACCGAACAACAAACAGUUGAAAACAUGUCAUGGCUGAUCUUGUGAUUCAUAACAAUGUGUUAAUUUAUUUUUCUUAUUCUAAUAAAAUAUGAAAAAUACACAUUCAGGAUUACAAAUGGAUCCUGUUUCUACCUUGAAACGUAAUCAGUCCAUCACACUCCGUAGCACACGUAGAAUUUACAAAAAAUGGGGAAUAAAGUAUCAUGCAGCAGUAAGAGAUGCUGUUUUUAUGAUGCAUUCAAUGCCACUUGUACCCUUAAAACCACCAGCAUCUUUAAAAUGUGAUAAUGAAGAGUCUGAUUUAGUAUAUGUAUGUCAACAAUGCAGAGAUUGCUUUUGGUUUAAAAGCAGCUUUGAAGAUCAUAGUCAGCGACACAGUUGGAUUUUAGGAUUUUGGUGUCAGAAAUGUUUCUUAACAGUAUGUACACAUGUACCUAAUAGUAACUCACCAUGUGAUCUGUGUGUAAAUAUUGAGCGUGAUAAGCGGUCAUAUAUGAGAAAGAAAGGUAUCCAUAAACAUCAAAAAAUGGGGACUAUUAGAGUCUUUUAUAAUCAAUGUCAAUUUUUUGCACAUCUAAGAUUGCAUAAUAUGUCUUUAGUCAAUAUAUGUGAUAUUAUGUUAAUGCCAUUACCAAAUAUGGAGAUUGAUUGGACACCUAAAUUGGAUACAGCUUGUGAAGCACUUUUGGAAUAUUGUUUCAUGAAAAGAGUACAUAUCAUGGAUUGGUUUCGAGCCAAAAAUGUAGAUCAUAAUUGGUGGCAAAUAGUUGAAAGUAACAUCGAAGAUAAUGAUAAUCCUAUUACAAAAAUUUUAAAAACCUAUAAUGGAAGUAAUUUAUUUAAUUCAGAUAUAGCAAAAGUAGAUGCUGAUUUGAUUCCUUUGGCCGCAAUGUACAGAACUAGUUCAAAAUCCUCUACUGUUGGACUUACUAAAAUAGCAUUAGAAAAGAAUGAGAAAGAUUACAAUAAAAAUAUUAAAAAUAUAAGUAGUGUUACCACAGGUAGUAGUGUGCCCAAUCAGGAUACUGAUGAAGAUGAAGAUAAUCCUUGCUCUCCUACUGAUAUUACCUUUGUAGAUUGUGAUUCUACUUACAAUACAUAUGGUCCAUUUGCAGAUUAUUCUUCACGCAAUAGUAAAAUGACCAAUUCGAAAUAUAUGCAAUAUAUAAAAAACAAUACACAAUCAACAGUAAACAAAAAACAAAGUAAGAAAAAAAAAUUAAAGAAAGAAGUUGUAAAUUAUAUUACUUCCGUUUCAUGCUCACCUAAUAGAUCAUCUAACUUCAUCAGUACAAAAGAAUUUUCCAAUCAAAAUUUGGAGAAAGAUAUUAGUUAUAUGCAAAAAGAUCUUGCACAUAAAUGUAGUGGUAAUGCAAAAUUAUCCACUGUUGCAAUCAAUACACAAAAUGGUUCUGUAGACAAUAUAAUUAAGAAAUCAAUUAGCAAGAAUGCAAAUUUGCUGCCUAAUUUAUCACAUAAAGGAAUAAUGAAUCAGGAAUAUCAGAAACAAAACUAUCUGUCAGUUUUAAAAAAUGAUUCAAAUUUACUAACAUUCCAAGGUACAGACUCUGUGAAAAUGAAUGGACUCAUUGCUCAAAUUCCAUCUCAUCUUCGUGCUAAUAAUAAAAUAUUAUUUAUUGGUCAAGAUAUGGAUGGAGUAAACAACAAAGCCAAUCAUGCAAUACUUGAUGCAAAAUUUCGUGAAAAAGACAUAAAAACUAUGUCUACCAAAUUAAAAUCUUUACAUAUGUGUAAUAAUGCAAUAUCUGAGGACAAUAAGAAUACUAGUAAUUUAAGCAAAAUUGCAAUUGAGUCUAAUAAAACAAAAAUUCAUCAAAUUCCUCUUGAAAGUAAAAUUAUGUAUCGAAAUGGCAGUAGAUAUGUUAUUGCACAUACAUCAAAUUUUCAAUCAAGCACACCUACAUCACCUGAUUCAUCAAAUAAUAUGCAAAUUGUACGAUACAAUACAAAAAAUCAAAACGGAGUAACGAAAUUAACUUCAGUUGAAAAUACAUAUCUUAACUUAUCCGAAACAAAUGUUUCUUUACCUACACCAUCACCAUCUUCAUCAGAAUUAUCAAAUAGUUCAAGUUGUGAAGCUCAAAGGAAACAAAACUUAUCUAUUGCUUGUACACAAAAAGGUUUAGAGACAUCCAGAAAUUAUUUGAAACCGAAAUUUAAACAUUCUAUAUUGGAUUUAUUGAAUGAUGAUGUAUUGUGUGAAACAUUAUCGUUUCGUAGAGCCGAAAAUGCAGAAAUAUAUUUGAAUAUAAAACGAACCAAAAGUAGUACCAAACAGCUGAACGUAGUUACAACUGUAACAAUACCAAAUUGUAGACAAGACAUGUUGAAUGAAUUUCGACAAUUGAAUUCCCCUGAAAUAAAGGAACGCAUUUUGCACUUGCAAAACGUUCGUACAGAAAUUUUGAAAGUUAUGAAUUUUGCAGGCGAUAGAGACAUCGAAAAUACAUUAAAAUCAAUUAAAAACUUACAAAAAGCAUUAGAGGAUGUUCUUGAAUCAUGCAACCAUGAAUCUGAAGAUAUGAAGGAUGUUUGGAAUGAUCAAGAAGUAUUAUUGAAUGAGUGGGAAUCAGAAUGUCAGUUAUCUGGUAAUGAAUUGAGAUGCGCCACGUGCAGUAAAAUCAUGAAACCCAAAACUUAUAUUCCGGGAUUUUCCAAACCAGCAGAAAAUGAUACUAUAUAUUGCUCAUGUUAUAAACAUUUUUGUCAAGAAUGUCGUAGUUAUCAGGGUAACGUUACUCGAUUCUUAACACAUCAGAAUUUUCAUGAAGAAGAAAAGCCCUAUGCAUGUCCUGAUUGCUUUCGAAGAUUUCCUUCUUUUAGAUUACUUGAAGGACAUACAUGGUCUUUUUGUUUUCAUAUGUUGAAAAAACGUGUUUUUUGUUGUAAAAUAUGUCAGAUAGAUGGUUUUCAGGAUACGGAAUCUAUAGCAAGGCAUUUUGCUAUUAUGCAUAGUACUAAAAAAAUAGCAUGCGAGACUUGUUAUAUGGUAUUAGAUACGUACAGUGAAUAUAAAAGACAUCGCGACAAAAUGCAUUCGACUGUGCUUAAAUUUGAACCUAUAAGACUGAUGAUUUGCAAACUAGGGCAAUGUAUUAAUCGGUACGAGAAGUAUAUGAUGCACUUAGAGAAACACUAUGGUGUACGUAAAAUAACAUGGUUGAAAUGUCCUUUUUGUUCAUACUAUAAUCUCGAAAGCAAACAGUUUUUAAUUCAAUUUAAAAUACAUUUUCAAAUAGUACAUCUCAAUCGUUUAGUAGAAAUUAUUAAACCAGAAACAUUGAAAGAUAUUUUACCGACUAGUCUUUCCGAAUGUUUAUUUAAAGAAAAAGAAUCAUUAAUUUAUGACAAUGAAAGAUUCAAAAAACAAAAACAUAUUGAUGAAAAAGAACGUUUAGGUCCAAUCGUACCUAAAAUAUUAAACACGCGAACUAUACCAUCAGAAGAUUUUGAUCGAGUUUCAGAGAAUAUUGAAAGUAUUACAAGGAAUAACAAAAGUUUACAUUCGAUACAAUCAACAAUAAAAAAUGGAGUGGAAGAUAAUGUUAGAUCAGAAAAUAUAGGUUCUUCAAUACUUGAAGCAAAAAUUAAUAAAGAAGAUAAUCUACCGAAAAUUUUAGAUGUAAUAUCAAUAAAUGAUGUCUUAUUAAAAGAUCAGAAAUGUUCAUCAAAUAUUGCUGACGUUGAAGAAAUUACUAUAAACAUUAAGGAAAUACAAUCAAAUGCUGAUAAGAUAAAGAAACUUAGAUCUGUAAUAAAUGAUAAAUCAGAGGAAACAUGUAAUUCUCCGAAAGAAAAUAUAAAAAAUGAUGCAAAAUGUACAGAAAGUGAUAAUGUUACUCCGGAAAAUAACGGAGAAGUUCAAAAUAUUAUCACCAAAUUAAAACAAUCAAAUACGACGAUAACGGAAAUUUUGAAACCUACUAUUAAGGACUCAAAGGUACCUGCGAACGUUAGCAGGACAUCUGGUUCAUUGGAAACUAAUUUAACAGUUAGUAACUGUAAUAAUAUGCCUAAUGAAAUAGAAACAUGCGAUAACAUAAAUUCAACGAGUAUAACGAAGUCAGAACAAGUGACUGCUCUUUCAUCAAGCAACGAUUCCAUUAAUUCAGAAAAUACACAGAAGAUACCAAAGCCGCCACCUUUAAUCCGUAUUCCUGAGUAUAUUUUAGAGAGUAGAAAUCAUCAGGAAGUAAAGAAAAUUAAAAAAAAAAAACGUACAAUUUCAGGAAAUCGUAAAACAAAUAUCAAGCGACUAUGUCGAAUAGCUUUAAAUGGUCCAACUAAUUCAAAAGAUGUGCAUCAAGAUUAUUUAUGUCAUUUGUGUGGUGAACUGAUAAAUACUGCUUGGCCUAUCAUAAGUACUCACUUCAAUAAAAGGCAUUCGGACGAGUGUAAAUUAUCAAUUGUAACACCGCGAUUAUUAAGAAUAACUCCUGAAUUUAUUAAUGGUGGUUAUAAAGAAUUGUUUAGUAAUAAAAAGCGUAAAUCGGACGGAACAGUACCGAAAGAACAGAGCUCGAAAAAAAAGAGAAAAUGGAGUACAAAAAAGCAUACAGAUUCAAAUAAUUCAUAUGGUGAGGGAUUAUAUGUGGAACAAGAAUCUGUGGAAGAUGGGAAGGGUAAUUUCAUAUGUCGGAGAUGCGAUCAACGAUGUGCGAAUAUGUCAGAUCUAAGGAAACAUAUAGCUUCCAAUCAUAGAAUCAAAGGUCGAUAUUUGGUAUGCUUGGAAUGUGGUGAAAACUUCGUUGUUGCGCCAAGUUUACAAAUGCAUUUGAAAGCUUUUCAUGGAAUAGAAGAUCCUAUUUCAUACAUGAAUCAAAAUUCAUCUUAUGCACCAGAUAAUAUUAAUGAUCUUGAAAAUGAAACAAAGGCAAUGAUAGCCAAUCAAUGUUACGUAUGCAUGGCUGUAUUUGAAGAUAAAGCUGCUGUUGAUAAACAUCUCAGAGUACAUGGUAUGGCAUUUCUUAAUCGCAAAAGAAUAGAAGCUCAAAAUGCUUUAAAGAGUUCAGAUAAAAAUAUAAAAGUCAAUGAUGAUAAGCAAAGCUUUCAAAAAGAAAGUACAAAAGCACCUAUUAAACGGGACAAUCCAUCAAAUACUAUUCUUGAAAAAAUUAAUGCUACGAUAUUAGAGGAAGCGCAAUGAUUAAAGGCAGAAGUUCUUGUAAAAUAAUACGUAUUUUUUAUUUCGAUUAUAUACAUAAGUUUAUCAUUGUAGAUAAUUUAUUGUACAUUCUUUAAAAUUACCUAACAUGUGAGAUGGGGAUAUGUACAAAUUUCAAAAUUGUCGACUCAAUACGAGUUUAUACAUGUACAUUUUUUAACUACUAGUAUGUUUUCAAACAUUUAGAGGUUCAUUGUAAAAUAUGAUUUAUUAGAUAUCACUUGUUAUGUUAAUGUAAUUAGAUAUAGAUCUUAAUAUCUUUAGAUAUUAAAAAUAUGUCAGUAAAUUCAGUCUGAUUAAAUUUUUUACUUUGAUGUAAUUAAUUUAAUAUAAUUUAUCAAAUGAAAUUUUAUUUUCAAGAAAAAAAGACAUUAUCAAUUAAAAGUAGAUUAGUAUGUGAGACUGUUUAAAACGAAUCUUAUAACAUUUCUAUUUGUGUUAUAUUUUACGACAAUUACAAAUUUCUAUAAAAUUUAAUUUUCUGAUUUUGGGUAAUAAAUAUAUGCACGUUUAUUUGAUUAGCAUUUGUUUGACAUAGUAGUCAAAUAAAUUGUUAAUAUUAUUGUAGAGUGAUAUUUGAAUUAUUGUCUUCCCUCGAAUUAUAAUUUAAAAUAUGAUAUCUAUGUCUCUUUCUCUCUUUACAUAUAAAUAUAUGUAUAUGUAUGUAUACGUCCAUAUACAUGUUUAUAUUUGAUAAUUCAAGGUGCUAUUAUAUAACAUUUAAGAGAGUUCGUGAUUUUUUUUACGUCGCCUAAUUACAUUUAUUUUUUAAUUAAUCUUCUUAAUUAAUUUUCAAAGCAAUAAAGGUUAUUGGAUAUAAUGGAACAGUCAGGAAUUAAUUUAUCUAUUCGCAAAUUUGAACGCUUGCUUUUUUGUCCUUAAGGAAUAAACUAUUUAAAUAAUUGCAAUAUUUCAAGAAAAUUUAUUGUGUAUCUAUAUUAGAUAAGAAUAUAAUAGACUGAUAAUAAAUUAACAUUGUUUAAUAAUUAUUUAUACGUAACGAAAUGGGAGAACCUUCUUUAUACUAUCUGUUACAAUAAUUUUAUACUUCAUUUCAUGUUGACUGACAUUUAAUUACAUAUAUUGGAAAUCACGAAUUGUUAUUUACAUAAAUGUGCGCUUUGGCCGUAUGAAAUUUACUAGUCAUGUAUUGAAGGAAGCAUUGUCAUCCCUAAUAAAUAAAUUAUAUAAGUCAUAAUUUUUAUUGAGAA
Molecule: messenger RNA, 6673 nt
Organism: Vespa crabro (European hornet)
Lineage: Eukaryota; Metazoa; Arthropoda; Insecta; Hymenoptera; Vespidae
Exons: 6
Coding region: 366-5444 (1692 amino acids)
Biological process (GO): positive regulation of reciprocal meiotic recombination
Cellular component (GO): nucleus
Molecular function (GO): recombination hotspot binding; histone H3K4 methyltransferase activity; histone H3K36 methyltransferase activity
Source: RefSeq, a predicted model, not a curated record